This is a messenger RNA of Bactrocera oleae (olive fruit fly), 914 nucleotides long. RefSeq lists its product as uncharacterized. The record is from RefSeq and is a predicted model, not a curated record. NCBI's taxonomy places the organism in Eukaryota, Metazoa, Arthropoda, Insecta, Diptera, Tephritidae.
AAUACAUUUAAAAGCUCAUAAAAGAGUUGGUGGACGGCUGAUGAUUUUUGUUUUGACUGUGCUCCGUUCAGUGUAAUCAUUAUCAGUAUGCACAAUUAACCUGAACGAUCAGUGAUUGCAAUAUUCAAAUGCCGAAUAAUUUUGAAAUAAUUACCAACCAUUUGACGGAUGGUUAGUCCCGUCCGAAUUACGACACUACGCAACUAUAUAAAUGUUGCCGCGCACACGAUACUUUUAGCUUUCAACUUUUUAUAAUUCUACGCUAUUGAUCAAAAAGAGCAGAAUCUAAGGGUUUAAAACAUGGCUGCUAUUAGUUCUUUCAUUUUACUGAUCUUCGCCGUAGCAUUCGAAAUCGCUAUGGCUUGCAAUGGUUACAAGGCUCGAAUUGUAAAGGUGGAAAAUUGUGCCGGACCUGAUGCUAUUAUUAUGCUGGAUGAUGCUUUUGCUGUGAAACUUAAUAAAAACUGUGAAAUUGUGCCUUCGGGCUGCGUAACAAACAAAGCCUUCAAUACAGCUGUAUCGAAGUUUAAAGUUCAAAAGGAUGGUAUUGUCUUAAAGGAGGGCAAAUUCGACCUUUGCGCUGCCGCAGAACAUGUUUCGAAUGAAGCAAAGGAUAUGUUAAAACUAUUUGGUGCUCCGGCCAGUUGCCCAGUACCAGCGGAGAAAAUCUGCGGAAACGAUCACCGCGUAGAUUUGUCCAAAUACAAGGCAAUGCUGAGCAUGGCCAAAGGCAAUAUUAUUGUCGAUUCGGAUAUUACACACGACACUGGUAAAUCAUGCUUCCACGUUGAGCUUGAAAUUUCAAAAAGCUAAGGCGGUUACUGUAGUGUAAUCCAAUAAGGAAAUAUUUAAUGCGGCUAUUGCUUUUAAUUAAAAAAAAGUAUAUGUUAAUAAAUACAAGCAAUUCAAAAAAA